AUGAAGACCGCCGCUCGAGCAUUCUACUUGGGUCUCUUUACUCUCUUGAGUACUUGUACUUCUCAUGUAGAAGCCCAUGAUUCAUCGUCUAAAUCUAAGACAAUUCAAAGUCCAGAUGUUUGCGCGAUCUCCCCAAAAGCAAUCGUAUCCGAUGCGUGCACAACAUACGCUACCCUCGAUGACCUCAAUCGAGAGAUAUCGCCUUCCCUAGACGACCUUACACGAACCACUGAUUUCUUCGCGUAUUACCGACUGAAUCUUUUUGGUAAGGAAUGUCCUUUCUGGAACGAUGAGAAUGGCAUGUGUGGCAAUAUCGCUUGCGCCGUCAAUACGUUAGACAAUGAAGAAGACAUACCACCGGUGUGGAGGGCACAGGAACUGGGAAAACUGGAAGGACCUAAAGCUGGUCAUCCGGGCAAGAAAGUACAACAGGAGCUUCCAAAGAAACCCUUACAAGGCAUGCUCGGUGAGGACGUGGGAGAGAGUUGUGUGGUAGAAUAUGACGAUGAAUGCGACGAGAGAGAUUAUUGUGUACCGGACGAUGAAGGGGCUGGGUCGAAGGGAGAUUAUGUGAGCUUGGUAGACAACCCGGAAAGAUUUACGGGGUACGCUGGUGAGGGUACAAAGCAAGUUUGGGACGCCAUAUAUCGAGAGAAUUGCUUUUCGAAAACAUCUUUCCCCCAUUCUGCAUCCCUCGGACACUCUCCAUUUUCUCUGAAAGAACCAGCGACAAACGAACUCAAGUCCGUUCUCAAACAACACGGCCGUCAACAUAUCCUGGAAGAACAGCGAGAGCACUCCCCAAAUCUUCCAUUCGUAGCGGAGACUGGCCUUGAGUUAGAAGACGAAUGUUUGGAAAAACGUGUUUUCUACAGAGUCAUUUCUGGCAUGCACACCUCUAUCAGCACACAUCUUUGCUACGAGUAUUUGAACCAAAGCACUGGUGAAUGGGGCCCAAAUCUUCAAUGUUACAAAGACCGUCUACAUGGCUUUCCGGAACGUGUCUCGAAUCUCUAUUUCAACUACGCUCUUGUUCUACGUGCAGUCACGAAACUCGGCCCUUCCCUUAAAGACUACACUUUCUGUUCUGGAGAUCCAGCCCAAGAUCAGCUUACCCAAUCUAAAGUGCAAACCUUGAUGUCAAAAGCAUCAAAAGAAACUCAAAUAUUCGACGAAAGCUUGAUGUUCGUCAAUGGCGAAGGUCCAAGUCUGAAAGAAGACUUCCGCAAUCGCUUCAGAAACGUUAGUCGAAUCAUGGAUUGUGUAGGCUGUGAUAAAUGUCGACUCUGGGGGAAGGUUCAGACCGCAGGUUAUGGGGCAGCACUGAAAGUUUUAUUCGAAACAGAUAAUAAUUCGAAAGAUGUUCCGAUUUUAAAACGAACCGAGCUCGUCGCCUUAUUCAAUACAUUGGGUCGCAUUUCGCAUUCCUUGCGCGCCAUCAAUGAGUUCCGAAUCUUGGUUGAAGCGGAAGAAGAUACUCCUAAAGAGGCUGUUAAGUUGAACGACCGUGUGACAAAGCCACAUAAUGUCAUUACCGACGAACCUCGUGAAGACCCAAUAGCAAAAGACUUUGCCGAUUAUGACGAGCAGGAAAAAUCAAAGCGGGAAAGGCCUACCGCCUCGGAUAUCUUUUGGAAUGAACUAAGAAUGACGUGGAGUAUUUUCAAAUAUGUUAUAUGGGGUUGGGUCAGAUUUCCCAAGACUAUAUGGGAAAUUUUCGUACUAGAGAUCUCCAGAUUUUGGGAAUAUUAUAUUGGUCUUCCAGUAUCUCCUCGAAAAUGGACGAUCGUGCGCCCAAACUUCGAUGAGCUUUAA
Sclerotinia borealis F-4128 is the source of this 1815-nucleotide messenger RNA. NCBI's taxonomy places the organism in Eukaryota, Fungi, Ascomycota, Leotiomycetes, Helotiales, Sclerotiniaceae. The record is from the annotation of a GenBank genome assembly.